AUGGUUUAUACAAUUGUUGUCCACAUGCGCGCAAAGGCAGAUAAGGAGUCCAUCUCCAAGCUGCACGCCAAGCUCCUCGAGGCAUCGGCCGUUUACUCCAAAGACAAGGAGACUAUCUCCUGGUUCGUCAUGCAGUCUAUCCACGACCCUCAGGACUUCACUAUCGUCGAGCGGUACGAGCAGGAGUCUAGCCAGGCUUACCACCUCAACAACCCCUACUGGAAGACUUUCGACCCCUAUGUUAUUCCUCUGCUCGAGAAGGACAUGGACUUGCGUCGGUUUGAGGAGCUGGUUGAGCCUUCUUCUUAA
Molecule: messenger RNA, 309 nt
Organism: Penicillium taxi
Lineage: Eukaryota; Fungi; Ascomycota; Eurotiomycetes; Eurotiales; Aspergillaceae
Product: putative quinol monooxygenase
Exons: 2
Coding region: 1-309 (102 amino acids)
Source: RefSeq, a predicted model, not a curated record